This is a messenger RNA of Odobenus rosmarus divergens (Pacific walrus), 1472 nucleotides long. RefSeq names its product sperm associated antigen 8 (gene SPAG8). The record is from RefSeq and is a predicted model, not a curated record. Gene Ontology annotation, cellular component: cytoplasm; nucleus. Gene Ontology annotation, molecular function: microtubule binding. NCBI's taxonomy places the organism in Eukaryota, Metazoa, Chordata, Mammalia, Carnivora, Odobenidae. The transcript is spliced from 7 exons. Gene Ontology annotation, biological process: positive regulation of transcription by RNA polymerase II.
AUGGAGACCACCGAGUCUACCAAGGGAUCGCGGUCUCGGUGAGAAUCUUUGGACAUACAGCCUGAUGCUGGAGGGCUCCCGUCGGCUUCAGAACCGUUUCCUUCGGAUGGCCGUCCUGGGUCGGUCCUGGCAGCCGCCACCACUGCAGCUGCAGCCGCCUCCACCGCCCAAACCGAUGCGUUAUCUACGAAGACCCUAGCGCGCUACUCUGAGCCGAGCGUUCUCCUGGACCGCUCCUCUGACAGUCUUGCUGGGGAGCCCUGCACUGGAGCCGGCUUUACCCACAAGACAGGCCAUAGGAGACUUGGCUUUGAGCCUGUCUAUGUUUCCCGUUUCACCCAGGAUCCCUGUACUACAAAUGACCUUAGCUCUAGUCCUGGCCCUGUUCCUGGCUCCGGUUCUGGUCCUGGCCAUGGCUGUGGCCCUGGCUGUGACUCUGGUGGAGGUACUGGUCCUGGUUCUGGCCCUGGUCCUGCCACUGACUCUGGGCCUAGUCCAGACGGUGGCCAUGACCCUGAGCUCAGCCCCUCCAAUCUCCCAAGCUUCAGAAACCUCAGGGCAAAGCUGACCCCUAAUUAUGCCUCCUGGAAUCACUACUGCCACUGGGAACCUCGGAAACAACCCUGGAAAUUUUUGCAAGUCUCAGAACCUGGUGCUCGAGGGCAAUGGAAGACCCCCCAGGUUGAAGGGAACUGUAAGGUUCUCAGUGAAACAUUGCCUCGGGGCCACUGCCUUCUCUACAACUGGGAGGAGGAGAGAGCCACCAACCACCUGGAUCAAGUUCCAAGUAUGCAGGAUGGCUCUGAGAGUUUCUUCUUCCGACAUGGACACCAGGGACUGCUGACCCUGCAGCUACAGUCACCCAUGUCCUUCAGCACCACCCAGAAAGACUCAUACCAGCCCCCACGAAACUACUAUCAGCCAAUUCAAGGAAAGCGUGAAGCCAUGAUGGAGGUGCUCCUGCGCCAUCAGAUCUGUAAAGAGGUGCAGGCAGAGCAGGAACCCACAAGGAAUCACUUUGAGGUCGAGUCUGUGACACACCAUGACUACCGAAAGGAGCUGGUACAUGCCGGGCCUCCUGCCCCAACCAAGCCUCACGACUACCGUCAGGAGCAGCCUGAAACCUUCUGGAUGCAGAGGGCACCACAGCUACCGGGUGUCAGUAACAUCAAGACACUGGACACGCCAUUCCGGAAGAACUGCAGUUUCUCGACACCAGUGCCUUUGUCUCUGGGGCAGCCUUUGCCCUAUGAACCUGAGAGUUAUUCCCACCAACUGGGAGAAAUAUCUUCCCUUGCCUGUCAGGGAGAACAGGGUGGUGAAAUGCGUAGAACCACUAUCUGAGGACUGAGGAGGGAAGAGGGAUGUGGAAUAUGGAAUCUAUUUCCAUCUGUACUGGAGAGGUGGGAAGGAAGUACCUUCUGUCUGUACUUGGUGAAGGGGCUUUCCAUAAAGGGUUCUCUCUUGUCCUG